GCAUGAUGCCAACACCCCCCACCCCCCUCCAAAUCACACACGCACACCACAGACGCGCACGCAUCUGGCUGUGAUGCUGCUAUAUCCUUAUGAAACACACAUUUACAUGGGAGAGACACGCAGUCACACAGGUGCAGAAGUCACCUCAGAGGCUGUUUUACGCUUUAUUUAGAACUGAUCUGGAGUCUGUAGAGCUCCGUCCACCUGAGCAGGGCUACAGCCUGAAGCACCUUAAGAGAACCAGGCGAUAGACGGUUCCUCCGUCCAUGACACACGUCUGGAAGUUGGACGAGCUGCGUGCGUCAUGUGGCUGCAGAUCUGAGCUGAACGGCUUCGAGGUGCGAUUUGAUUUCAUUCUACGGACUCCGGCCUGAAUUCCAAGGAAAACCAAGCCGGUCCCCUCCCUUCCUUUUUCUCUGUGUGUGCGUGUGUGUGUGCGCGCGCGUCUCCAUCCAUUCACCGAUCCAUCCAUCUAUCCAUCCGUCCGUCUGUCCCUCUCCUCCUCCCCUUGGGGCUGCUGGACGAGCAGAGGAGGCCGUGAGAGGAGCAGAUUCAAUGAGAGAGGGAGGAAGGACGCUGCCAGGACAUUCGGGCUCAUUGGUGCGGACCAGAGCAGACUUUUUUUCGGGGCGGGGAUGGUGAGGGACUUUCUCGGCUCUGCUGCGCCUCGAACGGCCGAACCAAGAUCAUGAGAGGCUGCAGGGCGGCGGAGAAGCGGCCGUCGUCCUCUUGUCUUUGACGCCCCGUGUGUCCCCAGAUCAGCUACUGGAUGGCCGCGCAGGUGAGGGAUGGAAGCUGAUGGUUGCAACGAGGGAAGAUGCUGCUGCUGCUGAACUGAGAAAAUCCAUGUAUAGGAGCGCAAGACAACAAUGACACCGACGUUUCGAGGAAAAAACGGUAUUUUUCUUCCUCCUUUCUGCUCGACAUUGUGCUUUGUGAAAUAAGACUCACAUUUUUCCUUCUCGUCAGAGCGCACUGGUUAAACAGCUGGAAGGUGGCGGGAGAGACGUUCUAGUCACACACUGUAUCAAACAUUGCGGAUGUUUUAAAAUAAAUAAAUAAUCGUAGCUUUUUCUCCCGUUUUUGAUGCCUUCUAAGUCUUCGGAAACGCGACAGUUUCCAGAAUGCCAAGUUGAUCGUCAUCGCAGAUAACUGCAGGCUGCUCUUUAUUCAAACAUUCAUUUUCUAGUCUUGUUUCUGGAGGCCUGUGUGACAUUCGGGGCGGUAAGCUUGUCUUUACAUGCUAUCAUGAGGGUAAACAAAUGAGGCGUCCAGAAAGGUGCAGGAGCUCCGGCGCGCUCUGAUCCAGGACGACAUGAAACCUUCAUGUUAACUCCGGUCUCCAGAUGGUUUCAUGUUGGGGACAAAUCAUGCUUUCUGCGGACUGAAGAGCGGACAGAGACCGAGACGCCCCGCAGCUCUACCCUCCGGUGCAACCAGCCAGCCAACCGACCACACAUUUAAUUUCCUCACACCCACAGCUGGCCGCCGGCAGAGACGCGCAGAGGAGACGCUUCAUGGGCGUCCUCGUCUGCUGAACCAGGAGCUGCAGAUCCGCUCCGGCUGCAGGUGUUCAGCUGAAGACACAAGACAACCCGAUGUGCUUAUGAGACGUUCCGAUCCAGAUGGGAUGUAAUGUUGUGUGGCUGCACAGCUGAGCAUUGGUCUCCUUCUCCGCUGCUUCGUGAAGAUUGGCUUUCGGUGUCCACAGAAUGGCGCGGUUCGGAGACGAGGUACCGGCCAGGUACGGCGGAGGGCCCGGCGGAGGGGGCCCGGGCGGCCGCGGCGGUAGCAGGCAGGGUGGACCCCACGGACACGGUCACGGUCAUGGCCACGGCCACGGCCACGGCCACGGUCCACCCGGAGGCCCCGGGGCCCAGAGAAUGUACAAGCAGUCUAUGGCGCAGAGAGCUCGGACAAUGGCCCUCUAUAACCCCAUCCCUGUGCGCCAGAACUGCUUCACGGUCAACCGGUCGCUGUUCAUCUUCAGUGAGGAUAACUUCGUGAGAAAAUACGCCAAAAAGAUCACCGAAUGGCCUCCGUUUGAGUGGAUGAUUCUCGCCACCAUCAUUGCCAACUGCAUCGUCUUGGCUCUGGAGCAGCAUUUGCCUGACGGGGACAAGACGCCGCUGUCUGAACGCCUGGAUGAUACAGAGCCGUACUUCAUUGGGAUCUUCUGUUUUGAGUCUGGAAUAAAGAUCCUGGCACUCGGCUUCGCCUUCCACAAGAACUCCUACUUGAGAAAUGGAUGGAACGUCAUGGACUUUGUGGUGGUGCUCACGGGGAUUCUGUCCACUGUGGGCUCAGAUUUCGACUUGCGGACCCUCAGGGCUGUUCGAGUCUUAAGGCCUCUCAAACUGGUGUCUGGUAUUCCCAGCUUACAGGUGGUGCUUAAAUCCAUCAUGAAGGCCAUGAUCCCCCUGCUGCAAAUUGGCCUCCUGCUUUUCUUUGCCAUCCUCAUGUUCGCCAUCAUCGGCCUGGAGUUCUACAUGGGCAAAUUCCACACGACCUGCUUCGACAAUCACACAGGUGAGAUCAAAGAAGACUUUCCGUGUGGAGAUGAGCCUCCGUCACGGCUCUGUCCAGAAGGCACCACCUGCAGAAAGUACUGGUUGGGACCAAACUACGGCAUCACGCAGUUCGACAACAUCCUGUUUGCUAUUCUCACCGUCUUCCAGUGCAUCACCAUGGAGGGCUGGACUGAGCUGCUCUACUGGAGCAACGAUGCCUCAGGGAGUGCAUGGAACUGGAUGUAUUUCAUCCCCCUCAUCAUCAUCGGCUCUUUCUUCAUGCUCAACCUGGUGCUGGGUGUGUUGUCCGGGGAGUUUGCCAAAGAGAGGGAACGAGUGGAGAACAGGAGCGAGUUCCUGAAGCUCAGACGACAGCAGCAGAUUGAGAGAGAACUCAACGGUUAUCUGGAGUGGAUCUGCAAAGCUGAAGAGGUCAUCUUGGCGGACGAUGAAAACGAAAAUGAUUACGAUGGUUCCCGUAGGAGAGCUACAAAGAACCACAAGAGCAAAGCUGAGCUUCUAAACCCAGAGGAAGGGGAGGGAGAUCUGGCAGUAGGUUCACCGUUUGCUCGUGCCAGCCUGAAGAGCUCUAAACUCGAAGGCUCGACUUUUAAGCGGAGGGAGCGGAGGUUACGCUUCCUGAUCCGACACAUCGUGAAGUCUCAGGCCUUCUACUGGACCGUCCUGUGCUUGGUGGGCCUCAACACGCUGUGUGUGGCUGUAGUUCACUACGACCAGCCGGAGCCGCUCUCAGAUUUUCUCUAUUUUGCUGAAUUCAUCUUCCUGGGGAUCUUCUUGUCAGAGAUGAUGAUAAAGAUGUAUGGCCUGGGCAAGCAGGCCUACCUCAACUCCUCCUUCAACUGCUUCGACUGCCUGGUGAUAUGUGGGAGUAUAUUUGAAGUGCUGUGGUCCAUCAUCCAGCCGGGCACGUCAUUCGGCAUCAGCGUGCUUCGAGCUCUCAGGUUAUUGAGGAUCUUCAAAGUCACCAAGUACUGGGCAUCUCUGCGUAACCUCGUCGUCUCUCUGCUCAACUCCAUGAAGUCCAUCAUCAGCUUGCUCUUCCUGCUCUUCCUCUUCAUCGUUGUCUUUGCCCUGCUGGGGAUGCAGCUCUUCGGAGGACAGUUUAAUUUUGAAAAUGGCACCCCUUCGACCAACUUUGAUACCUUCCCCGCAGCAAUAAUGACAGUGUUCCAGAUCCUGACCGGUGAGGACUGGAACGUGGUGAUGUACUAUGGCAUCAAGUCUCAGGGUGGAGUCAACAAGGGAAUGGCCUUCUCUGUCUUCUUCAUCGUUCUCACACUUUUUGGCAACUACACUCUGCUGAAUGUGUUCUUGGCCAUCGCUGUGGACAAUCUGGCCAACGCACAGGAGCUGACCAAGGAUGAACAGGAGGAAGAGGAGGCUGCCAGUCAGAAGAUCGCUCUGCAGAAAGCCAAGGAAGUGGCUGAAGUCAGCCCGCUGUCUGCUGCCAAUCUCUCCAUAGCCGCUAAGGAGCAGCAGAAGAACCACAAUAAAGGAAUCAAUAAGUCGGUGUGGGAGCAGCGCACUAAGGAGCUGAGGAAGCAGACCCUAGCAUCCAGCCGCGAGGCCCUCUAUAACGAACUGGACCCCGACGAUCGCUGGAAGGUGAACUUUUCACGCCACAUCCGCCCAGACAUGAAGACCCAUCUGGAUCGACCCUUAGUGGUCGACCCCCAUGAGAACCGCAACAACAACACCAACAAGACCACUGCCAACAACUCAGACCUCUGCGUCAGCCAGCACCACCCUGCUGACGAGCUCAACAGGCAAACCCGCCUCCACGAGCACCACGGCCAGGUAGGAGGAGGCGGUGGAGGGUCGGGUCCAUCCAGGCCUCCGCUGGAACGCGGGGAGUCCACGGAGAGUAAACGGAGCCGUAAAAGCGACCACCACCGUGUCUCUCACCGGCUGGACGCUACGGUGAUCCCCGGGCCAGGCUCGGAGGAGAGGCCGUCCAGGCGCCAUCACCACACCCGGAGCGGCAGUCGAGGGGGAGGACAGUCGGAACACAGGAGGCCCAGGUUGCAUCGAAAGAACACAGAAGACAGCGAGGACGGCGCAGGAGGAGGAGGUGGAAAAUCAGGGAGGCAUAAGAGGAAAGGGGUGGAUGGAGGUGGAGAUGGAGGAGAGCAUGACGGAGGUGGAGGUGGUGAGGGCGUCGAGAGGAGGCCGAGGAGGAGUCGCCAUGGAAACCAAACAGACGGGGAAGGGAAAAGGAUGUGCCAACACAGAAGGAAGGACUGCAGUGUCCCGAACCUCUCCACCACACGUCCCAUCCAGAAGACCCUCUCCAGACAGAACAGCCAGUACAGCGAGGAUAUGGACAACCUCAUGAACACCAAACUGGUUUCCGGCUCCACUCCCCCCGGAGAGGGUCGCCCCAAUCCGAUGGCCAAUCACGCUGUAGCCCCCGCCUUCGGAUCUGCCCUCCACCUCGCUAACAGCGGCACUCAUGGAAGUUUGGUCACGUUGGACAGCUAUGGGAAUAUCGGACAUCACCGUGCCAACAGUGUGAUCAGGCUGCCUCACCCUGACUACACAGCUGUGGAUAUGCCAAUUUUUCCUUCCACCAACGCCAUACUGCAAGUUAAUAAAAAUGCCAACACAGAGCCUCUGCCAGCCAAGGAGGACAAGGACGACGAUGACGAUGAGAAGGGAGGCGAAGGAGGACCCAGGCCCAUGCCUCCAUUUAGCUCCAUGUUCAUCCUGUCCACCACCAACCCGUUCCGCCGGGCCUGUCACUACAUCUGCACCCUGCGUUACUUUGAGAUGUGCAUCCUGCUGGUUAUCGCCAUGAGCAGCAUUGCCCUGGCAGCUGAAGACCCCGUCUGGCCUGAAUCCCCCCGAAACAACGUUCUCCGUUAUUUUGACUACGUCUUCACGGGAGUUUUCACAUUUGAGAUGCUGAUAAAGAUGGUGGAUCUGGGGUUGGUCUUGCACCAGGGCUCAUAUUUCCGGGACUUGUGGAACAUCCUUGACUUUAUAGUGGUUAGUGGUGCUCUGGUGGCCUUCGCCUUCACGGGGAGCAGUAAAGGAAAAGAUAUCAGCACCAUCAAGUCUUUGAGGGUCCUGAGAGUGUUACGACCCCUGAAGACUAUUAAACGUCUUCCCAAACUCAAGGCUGUGUUUGACUGUGUGGUGAACUCUCUGAAGAAUGUGCUCAACAUCCUGAUUGUCUACUUACUCUUCAUGUUCAUCUUCGCUGUGGUGGCGGUGCAGCUCUUCAAGGGCCGAUUCUUCUUCUGUACCGAUGAAUCCAAAGAGUUUGAGCGUGACUGCAGAGGCGAAUAUUUGGUGUAUGAACGCGAUAACGGAGUGAGGGCGCAGAAGCGGGAGUGGAAGAAGUACGAUUUCCACUAUGACAAUGUGGCUUGGGCCCUUCUCACCCUCUUCACUGUGUCCACUGGAGAGGGGUGGCCGGAUGUGCUGAAACAUUCAGUGGAUGCGACCUAUGAGAAUCAGGGUCCGAGCCCAGGGUACCGGAUGGAGAUGUCCAUCUUUUACGUGGUGUACUUCGUGGUCUUCCCCUUCUUCUUCGUCAACAUCUUCGUAGCUCUCAUCAUCAUCACCUUCCAGGAACAAGGGGACAAGAUGAUGGAGGAUUACAGUUUAGAAAAGAACGAGAGAGCCUGUAUAGACUUUGCCAUCAAUGCCAGGCCUCUGACGCGUCAUAUGCCUCAGAACAAGCUGAGCUUCCAGUAUCGGAUGUGGGAGUUUGUGGUGUCGCCGCCGUUUGAGUACACAAUCAUGGCGAUGAUUGCACUCAACACGGUUGUACUGAUGAUGAAGUAUGACGGAGCUUCUGAUACCUAUGAAGACGUGUUAGCCAACCUGAACAUAGUGUUUACCUCGCUCUUCUCCAUGGAGUGUGUACUCAAGAUCAUCGCCUUUGGAGCUCUGAAUUAUUUCAAAGAUGCCUGGAAUAUUUUUGACUGUGUGACAGUUCUGGGCAGCAUCACUGACAUCCUGGUUACCGAGCUUGGGAAUAAUUUCAUCAACCUAAGCUUCCUAAGGCUGUUCAGGGCAGCUCGUCUCAUCAAGCUGCUGAGGCAGGGAGAAACCAUUCGGAUCUUGCUCUGGACCUUUGUUCAAUCUUUCAAGGCGCUGCCUUAUGUCUGCCUCCUCAUUGCCAUGCUUUUCAUCUACGCCAUCAUUGGAUGCAGGUGGUUGUUUGGAAAUAUUGCGCUCGAAGAAGAAGGAGAGAGCGCCAUCAACCAACACAACAACUUCAGGACCUUCAUACAGGCUCUGAUGCUGCUCUUCAGGAGUGCAACAGGAGAGGCGUGGCAUGAGAUCAUGCUGGCGUGUCUGGGGGGUAAAGACUGCGACCCCAUGUCAGGAAACACGGACCCAGAGUGCGGCAGCCAGGUGGCCUACCUCUACUUUGUCUCCUUCAUCUUCUUCUGUUCGUUCCUGAUGCUGAAUCUGUUUGUGGCCGUCAUCAUGGACAACUUUGAGUACCUGACCAGGGACUCCUCCAUCCUGGGACCUCACCAUUUGGAUGAGUAUGUCAGGAUUUGGGCCGAGUAUGAUCCUGCUGCUUGUGGCAGGAUCAGUUGCAGGGAAAUGUAUGACAUGCUGAGGCACAUGUGUCCUCCACUAGGCCUCGGGAAGAGGUGUCCAGCACGGGUGGCCUACAAGAGACUGCUGCGUAUGGACCUGCCCGUGGCCGACGACAACACGGUCCACUUCAACUCCACCCUCAUGGCUCUGAUCCGCACAGCGCUGGACAUCAAGAUCGCCAAGGGUGGCAUUGACAAGCACCAGAUGGACGCAGAGCUGAGGAAGGAGAUGAUGGCGAUCUGGCCCAACCUCUCCCAGAAGACUCUGGAUUUGCUAGUUACGCCGCACAAGUCGACAGACCUGACAGUGGGCAAAAUCUACGCUGCCAUGAUGAUCAUGGAGUACUACCGGCAGAGCAAGAUCAAACGCUCUCAGGCCCUCCGGGACGAGCAGAAUCGAACGCCAUUACUGUUUCAGCCCAUGGUGCCGCCUACCCCCGACCAGGACGGGGGUCCGGGACUCACCAACACUCUGCCUCCACCUAAGACCACGGAGACGGGCAACAGCCUGCCGGUGGAGGGGGGGGUCCCGGAAAGCCAUUCAUGGAUGACUCCUCGCGCUAAGGAAAUAUCCCGGAAGGUUGGCAGCUGGAGCCCAGAGGGACACCCUGAGGAUGGCUUAGGAAGCAUGACCAACUCCCAGACGGUAGAGAUGAGAGAGAUGGGGCAGGAUGGGUACUCGGAUACUGAGCACUUUCCACCAAUGGAAGGCCACGGCAGGGCCGCUUCCAUGCCCCGCCUCCCAGGCGACAACCAACAGCGGAGGAAAGGGAAGCAACGUGGCAGUAACCUCAGUACCAUCAACGACAGCAGUCCCAUGAGGCGCUCGGCCUCGUCGCUGGGUCACAGCAGGACCGGACGUGGCCACCGGGACAAAGGAGGGCCAGACGAUUACAACAUGGAGCGCACAAUACCAGAGGAGGGCAGAACGUCCAGACACGGACACCGGCGAAAAGACCGGAGCCAUCGGGCGUCUGAGAGAUCCCUCUGUCGCUACACGGAGGGCGACACAGGCCUGGGCACAGACCUGAGCACCACCACCCAGUCGGGUGACCUCACAUCUAAAGACAAGGAUCGUGGCCGGUCCAAAGACCGUAAGCACCACCACCAUCACCACCACCACCACGGCUCCGUGGACAAGGAGCGCUAUGUAGCAGAGCGAGGCGGCGAGUAUGGACACCGCCACUCCCGAGACCGAGAGCACGACCGGGAAAGGGAGAGGGAACGGGACCGACGCUGGUCAAGGUCACCCAGCGAGGGUCGCGAGUGCCUGACACACGGACAGGGCAGUAGUUCGGUCAGCGGAAGUCCCGUCCCCUCAACCUCGGGGACCAGUACGCCACGCCGAGGCCGCCGACAGUUGCCUCAGACCCCGGCGACACCCCGGCCCCAUGUCACGUACUCCCCUGUGGUCCGUAAGGCCAUGCCCACCCCUCCUGGGGGGCCGCAGGGCAGACCCCCAGCCCCGGCCCCUCGCCGCUUUUCUCCAGAGCCUCCCCAAGGCCAGGGUCCUCCCCCUGCUGGCCUUCCGUUGGCCCACCACGGUGCACCCCGCCAGGGUCAUCAUCCCCCGCCUCGCUGGGGGGACACAGGUGGGGGAGGGGGCUCCAUGGAGGGGGACGGCUGCUUCUACAACCAGGACUACCAGGACUAUGAGCCCCACCAUGAACCUCCUGCCUAUGAGCCAAACCCCAUGCAGGGUGGCAACCCCCACCCUCAUGCCCUGGCCAACCACCCACUGCCACCUCCCACGCAGCCACAGCCGCAUAACCCCCACCCCAUCCCUCCACCGCAGCCCCACCCUGUAAACAACCCCCACCCUCAGCCCAGUCGCACCUCCCCAAGGACUGCCCACCACGCGCCUCCCCCCACCACGGCGCUGACUGGGCCGGUCCAGGGCCAGGUCCAGCCUGCCGCUCAGCGCCGUCUGCCUAACGGCUACCGAUCUUCAUCGCCUUCCACUCAUCUCCAUGGACCCCCGCAUACCGGGCCUCACAAGGUCCCUCCUCCAGCUGGGCAUCCCCGGGGUCCCCGCAAGGGCCUGCAUGAACCCUACAGUGAGACGGAGGACGACGACUGGUGCUAGCCUCUGGGGAUCGGGGAGGGACGUGAGGAGGAAAAAUAAUUGAUAAUUUGACUGAAAGAAGAUGGGAAGCUCUGAGCCAGAGCACUGACUGCCAAGGGAAACCACGACUUUUCUUUCCUGUCUAUUCAAUUCUUUCCUCUCCUCCUCUGCUCGGCGUGUCCCAGGGAUGAUGGGCAUGAUGGAAGGACGGCUUUGGGAUAAAGGGAUGGAACAAGAAUGCUGAGGCAGAAUCUGGAGUCGUAGCGUAAGGGGUCAAAAAAACCACCUCCACGUUCUGCUCACAUUGUUGUUGAUCAUCUCUGGAAGCCAAUGAGACCAAUCUCCAAUAGGAUGCAGGCAGGAGGAGCAAUGGACACUCGUCUUUGUGUCUUAAAUUAUGCCUCUGGCAAUGAGCUAUAGCCACUUACAAGAUGUCAAGAGUUGCGACUCGACAAAAGACACUUUACAGUCAGAGACAAAAGAGCGACCACUUUUUUCUUUUUUUUUUUGUUUCUCAAAGCUAACUUCUGUCCAGUUAGCUGCAAAAAAAUCAAAUCCAACCCUCCCAGCCACCACUUGAAUAUUGAUGAGUUUUAUCAUCUGUGUUUUUAAAUAAGAACAAAACUGACAGAGAGCCGUCCGCCUGUAUGAGGUGAGGAGGCUACGUGGGUGGGAGAGUUGGGAAGCAUUGCACGGGGUUGAAGUCCCUCUGUGGAAAGCUCUGGAGGACAGGAUGGGUGCAUUGGGGAUGCUCACCCUCCCAGAAAUAAACUAUUAAACCAACCUCAACCUGUGACCUACGAGAGAAGAAAAGCAAAGAUGUGGCGAUGGGUUUCAGAAACAAAAAAACAAACAAACCAGUAACUGUUUUCUGCAGUAUUUCUUCUUCUAUUCCUGCAGCUGCUUCUUCUUCCUCCUUCUCUUCUACUUCUUCAAAACAUUGAAGCUUGAAUCUUCUGUUGCACCCCACACAGCUUCGUUUUUUAGACUUGCGGAGUUGUACACCCUUUGGAAUCCUGCAUGAAUGAUACAAAAGAAUACUAAUAAUAGCAACAAUGAGAAUCUACUGUCUGUGGAGGGAAAUGUUCCUCAGUCCUUUCUGUUGUGGUCUGUAGGGUUUCUCUCUUUUUUUAAUUAAAAAUGCUUUCUGUCUCUCUCUCUCUCUCCUCUGAAUGACAUUCCUCUCUGUGUACCUUCAUUUACACUAAAAUCAAUCAGCAGACGGUUAUGGGGAGAUCAGAUAAUUCCUGUAUGUAGAGGGAACAAAGAAAAUUACUUUUGCUUGCUUGUCUACUGUCUGUUCUGUGCCAAAUGCCUGCCACUGAUACAAAUGGAACUGCACAUAAUUUUUUGUGGAAGUAACUUUUUGUAACCAAGGUUUAAAAUGAUGAAAAUGGAAUGCAGGGUACAAACGUGGAUUUUAAAAAAAAGAAAAGAAAAAAAUGUCAGUGCUGAGUAAGUAAGUCUGAUGACAAAUCCGUCACAUGUCAAAGUCUUCCAGGGUUUGGGGGUUAAAGCAGAGGCAUCGGAGAGAAAGAGACCAACAGAAAGGAGAGAAACUCUUCAUCUUCCUUUUCUUUGUCACUGAACGUAAUAAUGGCUAACCUGAUAAAUCUUCUAACUUCAAAUGAUGGUAGGAAUGAGACAGAUUCUACAUGUCUGCUUUGGUUCUGUAUGUUCUGUUUUAUUGUGAGCUCAGCUUAUUUUUCCAACCCUGGGGUGGAGCUCCAAACACAGCUACAUUACGGGAGAAUGAGGAAAAAACACAAAUUUGAAUUUAACCAAAGGCAGCAAACAUCUGUCUUAUCACUCUGGAAUUCAGACAGUGGGUGGAUUCGACUCAAACAAGGCAGCGGCCCACAGGCUUCCACUCUGCUGCAGUUAAAACGUUAAAACCUCCUGUGACCUUCAGGUGGCGCUGUAUGACCAGCAGCGUGCCUCUGGUUUUUCUACCGCGCCCUUUACUUCUGAUCCAGAGGCGUCCUGCACAGUCUCUGCUCCAGUAAAACACUCAUUCUCUCACCAGUAGACCACCUCGUCUGUGUUCACACGCGUGUAAACACAGGCGGCGGACUUGUAGCACGGUUCAGAUGGGUUGGAGAAAAGAUGUCUGGGCCUCGUCACGGUCCUGGAAAGCACCUUUAUUCUGUGUAUGUGUCACUCCUGACUUUUAUUUCGAUCUGUGUGUUUCUCUGUGUGCCUCAAACUAACACUUGUCACUAACGCACACCACUGUCAGCCCCGACACCGUCCUUUUAUUUCACCUGCGUUUGAACCUGGAGGCCUAUCACAUGUUGACCAGAGAAUGCAUUGAACAAAAUAGAAAUGGAAAAAAAACUGCCUAUUAGUGUCUUUCCAACCUCAGUGGAAUGUCACAGACGAGUAUAUUUCACGUCACUACACUUUAAAUCAGAAAGCACCGUUGGUAUGUAGCUCCUGGUUGUGGUGUGUGUAAGUGGGUUUUUGCAUUAAUGUGAGUUACACGAGUGAGUGGGACAAAUUUAGGCUUUUUUGUUUGUGCUCGCUUCGGUUUCUAUUCUUUGUCUCCAGAAAUCCUUUUGAAAUCUCGAAAUGUUUCAGUCAUGUCACUGUAAUGAUCUUCGUGUGUGUGCGUGUGUGUGUGUGUGUGUGUGUGUGUGUGUGAUGAAACAUGCAACGCCCCCAAAACAUUCACCUUCCAUCUUUGUGUAUAUGCUGCAGUAAAUCCACUAACACGCUGAUUAACCACACAAAAUCUUCAAAAAGCAAUGUAAAGUCGCUACUGGGAGAAAAAAAAGAGUUUUUUUAAGUACAAAAGAUUUAAAAAAAAAAAGGAAAAAAUAUCUAGUUCCAGAAAUGCAUGUGCUAUGUGCAUGCCACACCGUGGGUUUAAAGUCAUCUUCAGGACAUAAAAAGAAAAAGCAGAUUAAUUAAUUCAGAGGAAUAAAAAAAGAAAAAAGAAAUAUAAAUAGAUAGAUGUUUUUAAAAAGCAAUGUUUCCUUUUUUCCUUCUAUUUUUGAGAACAAAAAAUGUUUAAAAAAACAAAAAAAUGUCUAAAGAGUAAAAACACUGAAGAGACUUUGGUGAGAGUCAAAGUCUUGUCUUUUCUUCUAUUACAUGGGGUUGAGGCACAACACGACCAUGUUCAGGACACCACAAAAAAAGAACUGUUUUUAUUGAAAAAAUGAAAAAACUAAGAAAAGAAAGUACAGUUCAGAAGAUGGUGUAUUCUCCCUUCUCCUUGGUGUGGGGCUCAGAGGCUGUCCAAGCCAAACCGAUGAUGCUCUCAUUCUGAUUGGCUGUCGGACCUCUGAUCGCCCACUCACUCCCUCUUUUUCUCUCUCUCUCUCUCUAACUCUGUCUCUCAAACACUCUUUACCUGUCGCACUCUCAACCAGUCUCACCGCUAUUUCUACCAGUGCAUUUUGUAAUUCCAAACAGAACUCUUCCUAAAGAAUAAAAUCCAGAGAGAAUGCA
This is a messenger RNA of Acanthochromis polyacanthus (spiny chromis), 12614 nucleotides long. It is a transcript of the gene cacna1aa, whose product is annotated as calcium channel, voltage-dependent, P/Q type, alpha 1A subunit, a. Gene Ontology annotation, cellular component: voltage-gated calcium channel complex; neuronal cell body; membrane. Gene Ontology annotation, molecular function: calcium ion binding; high voltage-gated calcium channel activity. NCBI's taxonomy places the organism in Eukaryota, Metazoa, Chordata, Actinopteri, Pomacentridae. The record is from RefSeq and is a predicted model, not a curated record. Gene Ontology annotation, biological process: chemical synaptic transmission; calcium ion import across plasma membrane.